This is a messenger RNA of Toxotes jaculatrix (banded archerfish), 3212 nucleotides long. Its product is annotated as cell wall protein RBR3. Gene Ontology annotation, molecular function: proton-transporting ATP synthase activity, rotational mechanism. NCBI's taxonomy places the organism in Eukaryota, Metazoa, Chordata, Actinopteri, Toxotidae. The record is from RefSeq and is a predicted model, not a curated record. Gene Ontology annotation, biological process: proton motive force-driven mitochondrial ATP synthesis. The transcript is spliced from 4 exons. The coding region runs from base 369 to 1925 and encodes 518 amino acids.
GGCACAUGUUCAUACAGCGCUUUCAUUAGCUGUUACGGUGUAUCAGGCAGAUCCCGUUAUAACCCGUCUCUGUGGUUUCCUGUUUAAAACAAUCAUGCUGAUUUUUUUCUUUAAAAGAAAAAGGAAAAAAAAAAGUGAUUUCGCUGAGUUACACUCAGGCUCCUAACGCGAUACCCGAGGGGUCUUUCCGUCCACACCGCAACAGUUCACAACCCCGACGGAUGAAAAUGUGUGUCCCAAACAGUGGCACCACCUGUGUGUUAAUGUCAUAAUUAGUGAAACUUUACGUUAUUGUUGUCGCGGCCAUAACUUUUCUGUCCAAAGUUUUUGGAACAUGCUUCGCCCUGAUUGGCUGUGCGACGUUCAAAAUGAGCUCGGAGGUGUGCCCGUUCUGUGGGAAGACUUACAAAAGGCUAAAGAGUCACCUGCCACACUGCAAGGCGGCGGCGGCGAAGUCCAAAACACCUCCAACCGAACAUCAUGUCAAAGCGGAGCAGACGACUUCAUCCUCUCAGCUGCUCACAGGUUUCUCUGAACCAACAGCGAAGGGGAAAAAAUCCACACAGACACCGACAGUAGCAACAAGUCCACAGUCAAAGAGGACUGCAAAGGUGUCUGCAGCGUCAUCAUCACCAGCAACCCCGUCCUCGUCACAGUCAUUUCCCCUGAGUUCUCCAUCUCUUCCACCGUCAACCAACAAGAAGAAACAGAAGCUGUCCAAACAAAUCAAGAUGGCGACCACGCUCUCCUCUCCCAUCUCCUCCCCAGCACCGUCUCUGUCUCCCACCGCCUCUAAGCCGAAAAAGAAGAGUCUCCGUGCUCUUAUAGAAGCUGCAAAAUCCGACCAAGUUACUAAGGGAUCACUAGAAGGAGCCAGAUCUGCCUGGGGAGACCUUCCCUCAGGUUCAACUCCGUUUUUAACAGAUUCUCUGAAGUCAUUCACAAGCACAGCAAAGACAGAGACCAACAUUAUUCCACACAACACCAGCCUUGCCCCUCUGUCCACAGACACUAAACCAAAACAUGCACCUAAAAAGAAGUCUCUUUCCACAACCAAAGAUAUUUACUCCUGGGUGGACAACAGUGAGAAAACUGAGGAUAAGAUGUUCUUAAAAUCUGGAAGUGGCCACCAGGCCAGGAUUACCAUCCAGGAUGUUAAAGCCACACUAGGCCGAGAUAAAACCACCAGUCAGUCCAGAAUGACGAGGAUCCUGGGCCAGGUUGAAAAUACUGACAACCUAAGCAGCAAAACCAGACUUGAUACUGGUCUCAGACCUGUAAAAGUCCCAGCAGAGAGCCAGAAAGAUGUUGUUAGCUGCUUGGAAACAACAAGUUCAAACUCUAAACAAUCAUCUUUAAUCCCUCUGCAACGUGAUGGUUCCUUCCAGCCUGAACCAACCUCUCCUGAAACACCCAUCAUCUCUGGCCAUCUAUCGUCACAGGCGAGCCAAGCUACACCUCUUCUGCGUACGGUCAGCAUGAACGAGGGGCUGAAGGGCGGCCAUCACAUGACAGAUCUCCUGUCAGCAUCACCAUCGCCCAUCCAGCUUUCCACUCCUCAUCUUUCCCCUCUUGGUCUACAAGCUGUGCCGCUGAGGACGGAGACGUUGAAAACUGAUGUUGGGUUCAAGCUUGAGGACAGGAAGCAAAACACUGCUCACAGUCGAACCAAAGGUGCUGUGACACAGCGGAGUCUUGGACAGGUGAGACUGAGGGAGUUACCGGAGUGGCUGGCCUGCAAAACCCCCAGUCAUCCAAGAGAUGUAGCGGAAAUGGUGCAAAGAGAACUGUUGUCACCAGCACAAAGAAGUGAAGAUCUGAGGGUGAUUCUGGACAUAGCUACACUCUCUCCUAUUAAUUUUGGUUGCGCUGCUGAGAGGGAAAACAGAGGAGAUGUGAGAACUGCUUGGGAAAAAAAAAAGUGAGAAAAAUAUCCUGGGGGUGUGAGCGAACACAUGGGAGUAAAGUCAAGAGUAUGGCAAUCAAACCACCAAACUACAUGAAAACAAAGUCAUAGACCAGUGUGUGUGUGUGUGCACAUUAACACACACACACAUCCUGAUAGAGAUGUGAAAAUUGUAAAGCAUAGAUAGACAGAUAUGAUCAAUAUAUAAUUAUAUGCAGAAGGCAGACAAACAUACGUACAAUCAAUGACCAUCCAAGGUCGUUUAAACUAAUGACGGUAUCGUCACGUUCACAAAGCAGGGGAACACAUUGUAUUGAACAAAACAGUCAUCCUUUUAAAUGUUCUUUCUAAAAAUGAGGAAAUAAAAAAAAAUCUAAAUAAAAAAGAUAAACAUAUUGUAACAUAUCCUCCUCAAUCUGAGGACUUAGCUCCCCUGACACAAACACACUGUGAAAUGCUUAAAGUGGUUGGGAUCGAGAUUCGUCCUGUGUGUGUGUCGGGGCUUGCAUACCUUUAAGGUACAAAAGAAAAACGCCAAAGAAAACGUGACUUAAGCACAAGAGGGAAAAAAAGAAAGCACUGCUGAGAACAGUAACACUACUUCAUAGGUCUAUGGGACUAGUCUGACUGGUUUCUAGUGUGAAUAAGAGGUUAUCCUUGUUGCAGGCAGCUGAGAGCAAGCAAAUAAAUUUUGGUUCUUUUCCGAAUGUUCACAUUCUGUUUAGCCUAGCGCACACUGUACAUCCACAAGAGCCUCAUAUUCAUAGAGUUCCUGAAAAAAAGCGACAGUACAUUUAGUGCAGCUUGUCUAUGUGAACGUGUCUCUACUGAGCUUACCUUAAAGGAAAUGUCCACCUCUGAACCAUGAAUCUACGGAACACACUGUGCUAAAGCAGAUGAGCGUUCACUGUGUAUGUUUGUAAUGCAGGAAGGAAAUGAGGGAAUGGAUGAUUUUGAAUAGAGCUUCUUCAUGUAAACACUUCAAAAUAAAAACCUAGAAUUAGGCACAGUCAUCAUUUUCUCCCUCCCCAUCAUCCAUCAGGGUUUUCAGCAUAGGUAUUGGGGGCACAAAAUAUUAAUGGUGUGUGUGUGUGAAGAGAGGAACACUCUUGUAUUCAAGCUACUGAAGUCCCUACCCUUGUAAAAUAAUGUUAAAUUCAACAAAAGCUCAUUCUCCACCUGUUAGUCCAUUGCAUUGCACACAUUCCCGGAUCUUUAUAGGUAAUUAUAAGUGCCUGUGUUCACCUUGACUCCUACGUCAUGCUUCCAAAAAAAAAAAAAAAAAAACUUCCAAAAGCUAUAAAAA